AUAUUUACUUGUUCUAGGACCUGCUCCUCCAAUUUAAAAUCAGUUUGGCCACUAAACACAAGCAGAUUUGCAGAUCACCAUGACUUCUUAACAGAAACCAAAAGGCCAAUAGAUACAGCCAUCUCUCAGCAAGCUUUUUAUAGUGGCGAAUCUGUGUCAGCAGUGGAAAAGCAAUACCUGCAUAACAGUAAUCUCACACCACAACAAAAAGUAGAUGAACUUUAUCAUGGAUUUACUGGUUUAGACCUUGAAGAACAAUGGAUGUACCCCUCUCGAAGUGAUCAUUCUAACUGUUACAAUAUUCAGACAAAUGAUACAGCUAAGACAACAUUCCAAGAAUAUCCAUUUAUCAAAAACUGUUUUACACCACAAACUGGUCUGUCUGACAUCAUGAAAGAAUCAGAAGUUGACACUUACCCUUAUGGAAGAGAGAAAAAAUGUGCUAAAGGUCUUGAAGCACCAUUACAGCAGAAAAGGGCAGAGAUAUUUCUUUCUCAAUUUAAUAGAUACAGUGAAAAUGCAGAUUAUUGUAGAUACCCAGAAUAUGCUCAUCCUAAUAAGGCUAAGCUUAAUAAAUGUUCAAAUUUUAGUGUCCAAGAUGGUAAAAAAUUAGCCAAUGGCACACCUGAAACACCAGCUGUAGAAGCAGACACCUACACAAAGUUAUUUCAGGUUAAACCAGCAAAUCAGAAAAAAAUGGAGGAGACAAUACCCGACCAGCAGAAUUUCACAUUUCCAAAAACUAUACCACAUCUGACAGAAAAACAGUUUGCAAAGGAAGCAGCAUUCACUGCUGAUUUUGUUUUAAAAUCAGAAUAUGGACUAAAACCUCACACAGCUUGUCCAGCUAAUAAUGAUUUUGCUAAUGUCACAGAAAAGCAACAGUUUGCUAAACCUGAUCCCCCAAAUUCUGAGUACUUUAAACCAGUGAAUUUAUUGUCAAACUCAGCAACAUCUUCAGUAAGUAUCAAUUUAAACAGACCAGCUUGGAUGAAUGUUCAAACAAAAAAUAACACUCCUAUUCUUUAUCGUAAUCAAGGUAACUUGAUGAAAUUAAAUAGUCAUUUAAGUGCAGCUUCAAAAGGUUCUAACCAUUCUUCAGAUUUCCCCCAACUAUCAUCCACAAAUUUAACCCCAAAUAGCAAUUUAUUUCAGAAGUAUUGCCAAGAAAACCCUUCAGCAUUUUCUAGUUUUGAUUUCAGUUACAAUGGUGCAGAAAGAAUUCAAUCUGUCAAUCACAUGGAAGGACUGACAAAGACUGGAGAAGAAAAUCUCUUUGAAUCUGUUACUGAUAAAAAAAUAAAGCAGCCAAAUGGAUUUUGUGAUAACUAUUCAGCUCAGCAGGAUGGGAUCAUUGAAAAUGUAAACAAACAUAAUUUUCAAGCCCAGCCCCAGAGUGGACAUUAUGAACCUGAGGAAGGUUCAAAGCAUUUAGAUGGUUUAUCUCAAAAUACAUAUCAAGAUCUGUUGGAGUCACAAGGUCAUUUUAAUAGCCACAGACAGGGAAGUGGAGACAACAACAUUAAUAGCCGUGUGAAUCGCACACAGGCAUCAUGCUUUUCUAAUAAUUAUAUGAUGGGAGAUUUAAGGCAUAAUCAGGGUUUCCAACAAUUUGGUUUAAGUGGGUUUCCCCUAAGAGCCACCCACCCAUUUGGCCAUUCAGUUGUUCCACUGCUGGAUUCCUAUGAUUUGUUUUCUUAUGAUGACUUAAGCCAUUUAUACCCUUAUUUUAAUGAUAUGAUGUGUGGUGAUCAUUCCUUUUCUGGUUUCGUGCCAACUUUUGGAUUUCAAAGACCAAUUAAAACCCGUAGUGGACCAGCCAGUGAACUUCACAUUCAUCUAGAAGAGUGCUAUGAACAAUGGAGAGCAUUAGAAAAGGAGAGAAAAAAGACUGAAUUAGCCCUUGCCAAGAAUUAUCCAGGAAAAAAAGUAUCCAGUACUAACAAUACUCCAGUUCGAAGGCUGACCUCCAACCCAUCUAGAGUUGAUCGCUUAAUUGUGGAUGAACUUCGAGAACAAGCCAGAGUAAGCUGUAAAAACAUCCAACAGUGGAUUUUUAAAUCACUCAAGUCCCAUUUCUUAGUCACAAACAUUUGUUUUUAGCUUGAUGAGCAAGCUGUGCUUAUAUUGUACAAGAUGGUAAAUUAACAGGGAAUUACCACAUUUCAUUUUCUCAAUCCUGCAUUCUUGAGUUAGUCAACAUACAUUUAAGUAUAUCCAGCAAUGCAUUAAAUACUGAUAAACUGGAAUAUGUAGGUAUACAUAAUUUUACAAAUUACCUUUGUUUUGGGAAAGUUAGUAUAUCACUUCAAAUCAAAUGUUAUAAAGAAUACUGAUGCUAAAUCAUCUUGUAAUUUAAUGAAUGAUUAUUCCUAUUAUUUCUUUUGUAAUUUCAGAAUU
This is a messenger RNA of Galeopterus variegatus (Sunda flying lemur), 2400 nucleotides long. It is a transcript of the gene MEIOC, whose product is annotated as chromosome unknown open reading frame, human C17orf104. Lineage: Eukaryota; Metazoa; Chordata; Mammalia; Dermoptera; Cynocephalidae. Gene Ontology annotation, cellular component: nucleus; cytoplasm. Gene Ontology annotation, biological process: mRNA stabilization; female meiosis I; male meiosis I. The record is from RefSeq and is a predicted model, not a curated record. The annotation marks the transcript as partial. The transcript is spliced from 2 exons.